GGUCUCUUCAUCGCCUCAAGUGGCUACUUCCCUCCGCUGCUUCACUUUCUGUUUUUUCUAAUACAGCAAUGGAUCUAGACUUGAGUUUCUACGUCGGAGUUGUAGGAAAUAUCCUCUCCAUUUUCAUCUUCCUUUCCCCCGCGGAUGUAUUCAUUAGGAUAGUGAAGAACAGAUCCACAGAAGACUUCGAUAGCAUUCCUUACAUCUCUACGUUGCUGAGUUCGUCCCUUUGGUGCUACUAUGGCCUUACAAAACCCGGUGCCUUUCUGGUUUUCACUGUCAAUGCUUUCGGCGUUCUGGCCGAGACCGUAUACGUCCUCAUCUUCAUCGUCUUCGCUCCUCCUAAAACCAAGAAGAAGACGGCGGCUUUGGCCGCUGCUCUGAACAUUGCUCUUCUGGCGGUUGUGAUUUUGGUGACCAAGUUCACACUUGAAGGAGAAGCUUUGAUCGAUGCUAUAGGUUAUCUGUGCAUUGUAUUGAAUAUCAUCAUGUAUGCUUCUCCCUUGGCUGCAAUGGGGACGGUAUUGAGGACCAAGAGUGUGGAGUUCAUGCCCUUCUACCUCUCACUUUUCAUCUGCUUAAACGGUGGCGUUUGGGCUGUGUAUGCUUUCAUAGUUCGUGACUGGUUUCUUGGGGUACCAAAUGGGACAGGAUUCAUAUUUGGGGCAGUACAGCUAAUAUUGUAUGCCAUUUACAGCAAGCCAAAAACAGCAAAAUCCUCCACUGCAGUAUUAGAAGACAGUAUGCAAAAUGAGCCCUUGAUUUCAGCUUAGAUUUGUCUUUAUUUUAUUUUAUUUUUAUUUUUAUUUCCAGGUUUUUUAUUAUAUAUUUUCUCUUUAUUUUUUGUUUUCUGUUUCUUAGCAACUUAUUAAAAUUUUAUUGUAUGAUAAAUGAAGAUAAUAUGGAUCAUUAUACAGCAAUUUUUAGACUUCA
Ipomoea nil (Japanese morning glory) is the source of this 933-nucleotide messenger RNA. RefSeq names its product bidirectional sugar transporter SWEET17-like. Gene Ontology annotation, molecular function: sugar transmembrane transporter activity. Lineage: Eukaryota; Viridiplantae; Streptophyta; Magnoliopsida; Solanales; Convolvulaceae. Gene Ontology annotation, biological process: carbohydrate transport. The transcript has 6 exons. Gene Ontology annotation, cellular component: membrane. The record is from RefSeq and is a predicted model, not a curated record. Bases 69 to 773 code for a protein of 234 amino acids.